AUGUCCAGCCCACCAGACAAGCUGUACUUUGCCUAUGGGAGAAAUCUCUCGCUGCAGCACAUGGCAAUCAGAUGCCCCAACAGCCAGUACGUUGGACGGGCCAUGUUGCUGGAAUAUUGCUGGCUGUUCAACGAGAGGGGCCAUCCGAACGUGAUUCCUCGCACCAGUUCUAGCGUACACGGCCUGGUCUUCAGGGUGAACGGCGACGACGAGAACAGUUUGGACCAGAGCGAGGACGUCCAGGGCGGCACCUACACGAAGGUGUUCAAGGAGCUCGUCCUUUACCCGACCUCGCCGGAGCUACAACUCCCUAUUGCUGGUCUCGUCGAUGCUGUGCGAAAUGGAGCGAAAAUGGAAGCUGGGGAGCAGGAGCAUCAUUUCGAAGCCAACGUCCUGGUUUACCUCAACGAGACCAUUAUCAAACGGGGCCGCCCCAGAGACGAAUACAUCGGCCCAAUUCGCUCUGGCAUGAAGGACGCCACUAGGCUGGGCAUCCCCGAACACUUCAUCAGAAACUCGUUUCAGUCAAUGACUCCAGCCACUGCGAUUCGCAACAUCAACCGCCGAGUGCUCCGCCCAGACUCUGCUCAUUCUGCUGCCACUGAGGCUACCAGAUGCCGCCGCGGGCCAUUUGGAACUUCUGGGGAGUCCAGGAGCAGAAUGUUUCAAAGGGAGCAUGUGCUUCGCAGGGAGCGACUGCAUCUGCCGGCUCUCACACAGCCGUCGCCUGACCAGGGAAUGCGGAUCAUGGCACCGCCACACGUUGCAAGUCCGUGGUUGACAGGCGGCUUGCCUUACGGGGAUUCGACAUUACAUCCAUCGGGACAGGAAGAGACAAUGCAUUUCUACUAG
Ilyonectria robusta is the source of this 852-nucleotide messenger RNA. RefSeq lists its product as uncharacterized. Gene Ontology annotation, molecular function: gamma-glutamylcyclotransferase activity. The record is from RefSeq and is a predicted model, not a curated record. Lineage: Eukaryota; Fungi; Ascomycota; Sordariomycetes; Hypocreales; Nectriaceae. The transcript has a single exon. The coding region runs from base 1 to 852 and encodes 283 amino acids.